Molecule: messenger RNA, 456 nt
Organism: Yamadazyma tenuis ATCC 10573
Lineage: Eukaryota; Fungi; Ascomycota; Pichiomycetes; Serinales; Debaryomycetaceae
Product: mitochondrial 54S ribosomal protein bL21m
Cellular component (GO): mitochondrial large ribosomal subunit; ribosome
Molecular function (GO): structural constituent of ribosome
Source: RefSeq, a predicted model, not a curated record
AUGGCAAAUGCAUCUGCCACAAAUGCAACCAAAUCUGUUAAUCCUACCAGCUCCAAUGGUAUUACAAGCUUGAAGAAACAAGUAGAUGACAUGAAAUACCUCAAAUACGACUCCAAUGGGUCCAAUAGCUUGUAUGCUAUUUUGAGACUCCACAAUAUUCCUUACUUGGUUACUAAAGGUGAUAAGAUAAUAUUACCCACCAGAAUGAAAGGUGUGAAAGUGGGAGAUCAAUUGACGUUUAACAAUGUGACAACCAUUGGAUCGCCCAAUUUCAUCUUCAAUAGUGAAAACGGAGUUAAUCCUGAUCUUUUUGAAAUCAAAGGUAGUGUGGUGGAAAUCACCAAGGAACCUUAUUAUGAAGUGUACAGAAAGAAACAGAGAUGCAGAAGAUUAAAAACCAUACCAGUUCAAAACUAUCAAACCAUUCUUAUGAUUAAUGAACUUAAAUUGAACUAA